Messenger RNA from Staurois parvus, 355 nucleotides. The record is from the annotation of a GenBank genome assembly. Lineage: Eukaryota; Metazoa; Chordata; Amphibia; Anura; Ranidae.
CAAGACAUGCAGACUGCUUCUACAAACAUUUGUGAAAGAAUGGGUCACUCUCAAGAGCACAGUAAAUUCAAGCAUGGUACUGUGAUAGGUUGCCACCUGUCUAAUGAAUAUUCCAAGAGAGAUUCAUGGAAUGAGUUUCCAUGGCCGAUUAGCUACAUCCAAGCCUUACAUCACCAAGUGCAAUGCAAAGUGUUGGAUGCAGUGGUGUAAAGCACACUGCCAGUGGACUCUAGAGCAGUGGAGACGUGUUCUCUGGCAUGACGAAUCAUACUUCUCUGGCAAUCCAAUGGACGUGUCAGGGUUUGGCGGUUGCCAGGAGAAUGGUACUUGCCUGACUGCAUUGUGCCAAGUGUAA